AUGAGUACCGGCCAGCGUCAGCUCUCCCCGAGCUCUCGCGCCCAUCUACCCAAUGGCCACUUCCCCGUGCUGCAAAGGGCACACUAUGAGCCGCCCUGGUCCAACACCUCCAUAAUCGGAGUCGCCGGUUCUUCGGGUUCCGGGAAAACAUCGCUGUCCCUCGCCAUCAUCAACCAGCUGAGCUUGCCUUGGGUCGUGCUCAUGAGCAUGGACAGCUUCUACAUCCCGCCUCAAGGCGAGCAGCUCCAGGCCGCGUUUCGAAAUGAGUACGACUUCGACAGUCCGAAGGCCAUUGACUUUGAUCUUCUCGUGGAGAAGUUGGCAGAAAUCAAAGCUGGCAAGAAGACCGACAUUCCGGUGUAUUCCUUUGAGAAGCAUGCCCGGCUAGCGCACACCACGAGUAUCUACUCCCCCCAUGUUCUGAUCUUGGAAGGCAUCUUCGCCCUUCAUGAUCCACGAGUCCGAGAUAUGCUGGAUCUAAAGAUCUUUUGCGAGGCCGAGAGUGAUCUCUGCCUGUCGCGGCGGCUCAUCCGCGAUAUCCGUGAACGUGGACGCGAUAUCGAGGGCGUGAUUAAACAGUGGUUUGCCUUUGUGAAGCCGAACUUCACCAAGUACGUUGAACCGCAAAGAAACGUUGCAGAUCUCAUCGUACCCAGAGGCAUCGAGAACAAGGUCGCAAUCAGCAUGGUGUCUGACCGCAUCCACAAGACGCUGAAAGAAAAGUCAAAAGAACAUCAACAAAAGCUGCGACAUUUGGGUCAGGUCAGCGAAGACAUGGCAUUGUCCGACCACAUCAAUAUCCUGGAGCACACCAACCAAGUCCGUGGCAUCAACACCAUUCUCAUGGACCCUGAUCUGGAUAGAGAAGAGUUCAUCUUCUAUUUCGAUCGACUUGCUGUCAUGCUCAUCGACAAAGCAACAGAAGUGGGCACACGUUUCAAGCCUUGUGCAGUUCAUACGCCAGUCCCGGACGAGAUCUACCAAGGCCUUCAAGUGGACGGCGAAGUCAGCGCGGUAGUCAUCCUGCGAGGCGGCUCCUGUCUGGAAACCGGCCUGAAACGCGUCAUUCCAGAUUGUCGCACGGGAAGAAUACUGAUCCAGACGAAUGUGCGCAUUGGAGAGCCGGAACUGCACUUCCACAGUCUGGUAGAAGAUCUGGCCGAGUAUCGAUGCGUUAUGCUAUUGGAUCCACAGAUGAGCAGCGGCGGGGCGGCGCUGAUGGCAGUGCGAGUGCUACUCGACCAUGGAGUCAAAGAGGAUAGGAUCGUGUUUGUCACCUACAUGGCUGGCAAGAUGGCUCUGAACAGGUUGAUGAGCGUUUAUCCUGAGAUCAAGGUGGUGGUGUGCAGGAUUGUGGAGGAUUUGGAGCCGCGGUGGGUGGAGGAGAGGUACCUUGGCUGUUGA
This is a messenger RNA of Neohortaea acidophila, 1404 nucleotides long. Its product is annotated as uridine kinase family-domain-containing protein. The record is from RefSeq and is a predicted model, not a curated record. Gene Ontology annotation, molecular function: ATP binding; ATP hydrolysis activity; kinase activity. The transcript is spliced from 5 exons. Gene Ontology annotation, cellular component: cytoplasm. NCBI's taxonomy places the organism in Eukaryota, Fungi, Ascomycota, Dothideomycetes, Mycosphaerellales, Teratosphaeriaceae. Bases 1 to 1404 code for a protein of 467 amino acids.